Molecule: messenger RNA, 258 nt
Organism: Anisakis simplex (herring worm)
Lineage: Eukaryota; Metazoa; Nematoda; Chromadorea; Rhabditida; Anisakidae
Source: the annotation of a GenBank genome assembly
AAGGCGGAUUUGAGGAAUAUUCCCUAUGCGGCAAUCCUGAAAACGCCAGCCGUAUGGGCCGUAUGGGUAGCAGCAAUUGGGAACUUCUUCUGCGUCAACAUGCUAUUCCUGUUCUCACCAAUCUACAUCAACAAGGUGUUGGGUUUCGAGGUACGAUCAACUGGUCUGGGUGCAGCAUUCGCACCGCUCGUACAGUUCUGUGUGAAACUUUCAAUCGGUGAGAAAUUGUCAUUUUUAUUCACAUGCGACAUUAUUUGA